AUGUCUCGGGGGUCUAUUGAGAUCCCUUUGCGGGACACAGAUGAGGUCAUUGAGCUUGACUUCGACCAGCUACCUGAAGGUGAUGAAGUCAUCAGUAUCCUCAAACAGGAGCACACACAGUUGCACAUAUGGAUUGCCUUGGCGUUGGAGUACUACAAGCAGGGCAAAACGGAAGAUUUUGUCAAACUACUAGAAGCGGCACGUAUUGAUGGGAACCUGGACUACAGAGACCACGAAAAGGACCAGAUGACCUGUCUGGACACCCUGGCAGCUUACUACGUGCAGCAGGCGCGCAAAGAGAAGAACAAAGAUGCCAAGAAAGAGCUCAUCACACAGGCCACGCUAUUGUACACAAUGGCAGAUAAGAUCAUCAUGUACGAUCAGAACCAUUUACUGGGAAGAGCUUGUUUUUGCUUGCUGGAAGGAGACAAGAUGGACCAAGCCGAUGCUCAGUUCCAGUUUGUCCUUAACCAGUCUACAAAUAAUAUCCCUGCUUUGCUUGGUAAGGCCUGCAUCUCCUUCAAUAAAAAGGAUUACAGAGGAGCACUUGCGUACUACAAAAAGGCUCUGCGUACAAACCCUGGUUGUCCAGCUGAAGUAAGGCUAGGCAUGGGCCACUGCUUUGUCAAACUCAGCAAACUGGAGAAGGCCCGCUUAGCUUUUGGCCGCGCCCUGGAGCUUAACCCCAAAUGCGUGGGAGCCCUCGUGGGCUUAGCCGUGCUGGAACUCAACAAUAAGGAGGCUGACUCUAUCAAGAACGGAGUGCAGCUCCUGUCGCGCGCCUAUACCAUCGAUCCCAGCAACCCCAUGGUGCUCAACCACCUCGCCAACCAUUUCUUCUUCAAAAAGGACUACAGCAAAGUGCAGCAUCUGGCUCUCCAUGCUUUCCACAACACCGAGGUUGAGGCCAUGCAGGCAGAGAGUUGUUACCAGUUGGCUCGAUCGUUCCACGUGCAGGAGGACUAUGACCAAGCUUUUCAGUAUUACUACCAGGCCACGCAGUUUGCUUCUUCCACCUUCGUCUUGCCCUUUUUCGGUCUGGGACAGAUGUACGUUUAUCGAAGAGACAAAGAGAAUGCAGCCCAAUGCUUUGAAAAGGUUUUAAAGGCCUACCCCAACAACUACGAGACCAUCAAAAUUCUGGGUUCGUUAUACGCAACGUCUGACGAUCAGGAAAAGCGAGAUAUUGCAAAGGGUCAUCUAAAGAAAGUGACAGAGCAGUACCCGGAUGACGUGGAAGCCUGGAUCGAGCUGGCUCAGAUCCUGGAGCAGACAGACAUCCAAGGAGCCUUAUCAGCAUACGGGACGGCCACCCGCAUACUGCAGGAGAAAGUGCAGGCGGACGUGCCCCCGGAAAUCCUCAACAAUUUGGGGGCACUUCAUUUCCGACUGGGCAACCUGGAAGAGGCCAAGAAAUACUUUUUAGCUUCUCUGGAUCGGGCCAAAGCCGAGGGCGAGCACGACGAGCACUACUACAAUGCCAUUUCCGUCACCACCUCCUACAAUCUGGCGCGGUUAUAUGAGGCUAUGUGUGAAUUCCACGAAGCGGAGAAGCUCUACAAGAACAUCCUGAGAGAGCAUCCCAACUAUGUGGACUGCUAUUUACGGCUCGGCGCCAUGGCACGUGAUAAAGGCAAUUUCUAUGAAGCUUCCGAUUGGUUCAAAGAGGCCCUGCAGAUUAAUCAGGAUCAUCCAGAUGCCUGGUCCCUUAUAGGGAACCUCCACUUGGCCAAACAGGAGUGGGGUCCAGGCCAGAAGAAGUUUGAGCGUAUUCUGAAGCAGCCGUCCACUCAGAAUGACACCUACUCCAUGUUGGCACUGGGCAACGUAUGGCUGCAGACCCUCCACCAGCCCACCAGGGACAGAGAAAAGGAAAAGAGACAUCAGGAUCGAGCCUUAGCCAUUUACAAACAGGUCCUGCGAAAUGAUGCCAAGAACCUCUAUGCAGCCAAUGGAAUUGGUGCUGUCUUGGCCCACAAGGGCUACUUCAGGGAGGCCCGCGACGUGUUUGCGCAGGUGAGAGAGGCCACAGCCGACAUCAGCGACGUGUGGUUGAAUCUGGCUCACAUCUACGUGGAGCAGAAACAGUACAUCAGCGCUGUGCAGAUGUAUGAGAACUGCUUGAAGAAGUUCUACAAACAUCAGAACACAGAGGUCUUGCUCUACUUGGCUCGAGCUCUCUUUAAAUGUGGGAAACUCCUGGAGUGCAAGCAGAUGUUACUGAAGGCACGCCACGUGGCGCCCAAUGACACGGUGCUGAUGUUCAACGUGGCUUUAGUGCUCCAGCGGCUUGCCACUCUAGUGCUGAAGGACGAGAAGAGCAACCUGAAGGCUGUGUUGAGCUCUGUCAAAGAGCUGGAACUAGCUCACAGGUAUUUUAGCUACUUGAGCAAAGCUGGAGACAAGAUGAGAUUUGACCUUGCACACGCAGCGUCUGAGGCCAGGCAGUGCUCUGACCUGCUGAGUCAGGCUCAGUAUCACGUGGCGCGGGCCAGAAAGCAGGAUGAGGAGGAGAAAGAACUUCGGGCCAAACAAGAACAAGAGCGGGACCUGCUGCGCCAACAGCUGAUGAAGGAGCAGGAGGAGAAGAAGAGCCGAGAAGCUGAAGAGCAGAAGAAACUGCUAGAGCAGAGAGCUCUGUACGUGGAGAAGACCAGGAACCUGCUCACCUUCGUCGAAGGCGCCUCUAAGGAGAAGAAGAAAGGAGGCGGGGGAGGCGGUGGAAGACGCAAGAAGGGCGGCGACAUGGACGAGUUCGUCAACGAUGACUCGGAUGAAGAUCUUCCCGUCAGGAAGAAGAAGAAAAGAGCCGCGAGCGGGAGCGAGCAGGAGGAAGGCGAGGCGGGAGAGAAGAAGGCACGCCGGAAGAGGAAGAAAGCUCCAAGAGGGGAUGAUAAUGAAAGCGAUGACGAGGAAGGAGGAACUCAACACAAGAAGCAGCGCAAAACCAAAGAGCGCAAGAAGAUCGAAAAGCCUCAACCUGAGCGUCCUCCACCUUCUCUCAAAGGAAAGAUCAAGUCAAAGGCAAUCAUCUCAUCAUCAGAGUCAUCAGAUGAGGAUGGCUUGAAAAUAGCGGAGGACAGGAAUCAAAGAGACAGCGGUUCCGGAUCGGAUGACAAUGACGACAACAGGAAGCGGAACGUAUCCGAAAGCGACUCGGACGUCGGAAGGAACCGCUCCGGCAGCGAGGCGGGGAGCCCUCAGCGAUCCGAGGGAAGCCCCCGACGCUCCGCAGGCUCCGAGGACGAGGACUCCGGCAGCGAUCGUCCGGUGAAGAAGAGGCCGCGGCCGCAAUCCGACUCAGACCAGUCGGACAACGAGAGCAAGAGGUCGGGAUCGGACGACGAGUCCCGGCCCGGUUCUCCUGUCGCGGCGUCGGAGCGCGAGUCGGAAGCGGGGUCUGACAACGAGGGCUCCCCUCGUCGCUCUGACAACGGAUCAGAACCCGAGGGCUCCAACAAUGACGAUGACAGUGAUUAG
Nerophis lumbriciformis (worm pipefish) is the source of this 3480-nucleotide messenger RNA. The record is from RefSeq and is a predicted model, not a curated record. Lineage: Eukaryota; Metazoa; Chordata; Actinopteri; Syngnathiformes; Syngnathidae.